This is a messenger RNA of Beta vulgaris subsp. vulgaris (sugar beet), 715 nucleotides long. RefSeq names its product glutaredoxin-C11. The record is from RefSeq and is a predicted model, not a curated record. The transcript has a single exon. Bases 145 to 453 code for a protein of 102 amino acids. NCBI's taxonomy places the organism in Eukaryota, Viridiplantae, Streptophyta, Magnoliopsida, Caryophyllales, Amaranthaceae.
CCCUCCCUAUAAAUUAGCUCUAAAUUCUUACAUUUUUCAUAUCAACUCAGCAAGUUAAUAUUCUAAGUGUUUCCUACUUUAGUCAAGUUUCCUUCUCUCCAUUCUGAAAAGCACACACUAGUUACAUUUUUCCUAGAAAAAACAAUGGACCGAGUUAAUGAGUUGGCAAAGUCUAAGGCAGCUGUUAUAUUUGUGAAGAGCUCAGAUUGUAUGAGUCAUAGCAUCAAAACCCUCUUCUAUGACCUUGGAGCAAGCCCUGCAGUCUAUGAGAUCGACCGCGAUCCGAGAGGCCGAGAACUCGAGCUCGCCUUGCAGAAGCUAGGCUGUAAGCCUACCGUCCCUGCAAUCUUCAUCGGCGGCAUGUUCGUCGGAUCUGCCAAGGACGUUCUUGCUGCUCAUCUCACUGGCGCACUCAAAGACAUGCUCAUUGCUGCUAAAGCUAUAUGGUUCUAGCAAUAUUUACAUCCAAAAUCGGAUGUAUAUAUAUAUAUAUAUAACAACGAUCUUAUCUUUUAUUUUCUUUUGUAACAUGCAUGGUGGAAACCGGAGAAUCUGGCCACCAGUUGAGUUUGAAAAGAAGUGUAGCAAUUUUCAAGGGCUUUUAUUUUUGUUAGCUCUUGGUAAUUGCAUUUCGCGAUGAACAAUGUAAUGUAAAUUAAAGGAGACUUACAAAAGGCUUCAUAUAUAUAUAUUUAUAUAUAUAUCGCUUGAAUGA